AUGGCCCACCCUGCUUUGAUUGAGGUCGUUACGGAGCCGGAUAAGUCGAAAGCGCAGAGCCCGCAUGCCCAAAAGCACCGCCCGGCGGCAGCGCUCGGGGGCACCUCGUUCCUCCCGCCCCGAGAUUCAGAGAUGCAGCUCAAGUCCCUCCUCUUCCUCGCCCUCGCCGCCCUCGCCGCGGCCGAGCUCGACGAGCGCGCGCCCACAAAGGCCGAGUGCUGCUGCUGCUACGGCGGGCCCUCGGUCGGCUGCGCCGCGGACCUCGACUGCUCCGACAUCACCACCAGCGUCUGCUUCGACACGCUGUGCCCCUUCAAAUAG
Colletotrichum navitas is the source of this 321-nucleotide messenger RNA. RefSeq lists its product as uncharacterized. The coding region runs from base 1 to 321 and encodes 106 amino acids. The transcript has 2 exons. NCBI's taxonomy places the organism in Eukaryota, Fungi, Ascomycota, Sordariomycetes, Glomerellales, Glomerellaceae. The record is from RefSeq and is a predicted model, not a curated record.